Messenger RNA from Mycena indigotica, 702 nucleotides. RefSeq names its product Kinase-like protein. The transcript is spliced from 3 exons. Gene Ontology annotation, molecular function: Hsp90 protein binding. NCBI's taxonomy places the organism in Eukaryota, Fungi, Basidiomycota, Agaricomycetes, Agaricales, Mycenaceae. Bases 1 to 702 code for a protein of 233 amino acids. The record is from RefSeq and is a predicted model, not a curated record.
AUGUCCCACUCACAUACCCAUGCUCCUGGCGAGACCCACUCUCAUUCCCAUGGACCACCUCAGCAACCACCCCAACCGACCGUGGACCCUAAACUCCAGGCUCUAAUUGAUGCCGACUUUCAGCCUGUCGCUUUGAAUCUACAGGAUAGUGUACUGGCUCUUUGUGGCUCUCAUUCACUCGAGAAAUGCACCGAAUGUGGGGUCGACUACGUGAAUCUGAACCGAAUGUCUCGUUUGCUCGCCCAGAAUCCGACAGUCCCAUUCCCUCCACCGCCGCAGAUGGUCACUAAAAACCUUUCGACUAUGGUGACCAGCACAAAGGACGAAGGAAAUGCCUUCUUCAAAACUGGCAAAUACGUUGAUGCCAUUCGCAAAUACACCACCGCAUCCUCCUAUGCCGUUCAACGACCACCCUGGGAGCAGAACGGGCUCAUGCGAGAAGAGCUCUCCAUCGUCAUCUCAAACCGCUCUGUCGCUUUCCUGGAGGCUAAGGACUAUAUUUCCGCGUUGGCGGAUGCGGAGCUCGUGAUUCAGUUACGGAGGUCUUGGGGCAAAGGUCAUCUCCGGAAAGCCAAGGCAUUACAGGCUAUGGGCCAGUUGAAGGAUGCAGCGGAGGCUUUGAAGUUGGGCCUGGCAUUCGAUCCUUCGAACGCGGAACUUUUGAGCUUUCUGGCCGAACUUACCACUGCUCAAGAGUCGUAG